Molecule: messenger RNA, 2342 nt
Organism: Vicia villosa (hairy vetch)
Lineage: Eukaryota; Viridiplantae; Streptophyta; Magnoliopsida; Fabales; Fabaceae
Product: root phototropism protein 3-like
Exons: 4
Coding region: 227-1975 (582 amino acids)
Molecular function (GO): protein binding
Source: RefSeq, a predicted model, not a curated record
AGAAUCAAUUUUGAUACAGCUUCGGAUGAGUUAUUGCUUUGAUACAGCUUGGGUAACACCUUCUUAAUUGAUGAAUGCGAUGCUGAUGAUAAAGGGUUGUACUACUAUGUGGAUGAGGAGAAUGCAACAUUCACUAUCUGCUUCAUUAAUUCCAAUAGUUACACAAAAAUGACACAAGAUAGAAAAAGGUAACAAACCCUCUUCAAUGCCUCAAACACAAUAAUUCAUGAAGGAUUUGACACCAUCUAAAAGUUGGACACUUUUUCUGUCUAUAUAUAUUCAUUUCCACAUUUCAAUUUAUGUAUCUAAGUAUUCUUCACCACUAGCUAAGUUUCCUGGUCUUGAUAAAGCAACCAUGAAAACUCUUGAUUCUGAAAGUGUCUUGAGUGAAGGGAAGCUUAAUCGAUGUGUCGUUCUACCGGUUAAUGUUCCUAUAGUUGCCGAUUCCUUAAAACGGAAAAACCAAAAUUGGUUUGCUAGGGCCAGUUCUGUCAAUGAUUUAAUCAUACAAGUUGGUGAUUCCACCUUUCACUUGCAUAAGCUUGCUAUGGUCUCAAGAAGUGAAUAUUUGAACAGACUUGUCUUUCAGAGAAGAAGCAACAACGAAGAACAUAGUAGGAUUGAUACUAUUCAAAUAGACAAUCUUCCAGGUGGUAGAAAAACAUUUGAGUUAGUUGUUAAAUUCUGUUACGGUUGGAAAUUCGACGUGACACCCUCAAACAUAUCUUCACUAUAUUGUGCUGCAAAUUUCUUAGAAAUGAGUGAAGAUAUUGAAACCGAAAAUCUCAUUUCCAAAACAGAAUCAUUUUUCAGUUUUCUAAUUUUAACUUCAUGGAAAGACACAUUUCGCAUACUCAAAAACUGUGAAUCACUUUCUCCUUGGGCCAAAGAGUUACAAUUAGUGAAACGUUGUUCAGAGGCAAUAGCUUGGAAAGCAUGCGCUGUUCCGAAACUUGAAACUAGAACUGAUGCUUGGUGGUUUGAAGAUGUAUCGCUUCUACGUAUAGAUCAUUUCAUUGAAGUGAUUCAAUUUAUUAAAAAACGCGGAAUGAGAUCAGAGAUUAUAGGCUCUUGUAUAGAAUUUUGGACUUUAAAAUGGUUCUCUAAAGUCACACUUGGACUUGAUCCUAAUGUAAAACAUGAACACGUGACGAUUCAGUUAAUUAAGUUACAUAAAGUUACAACCGAGUGUUUGAUUAAAAUGCUUCCUACCGAAGAAAAUUCCGUCUCUUGCAAUUUUUUGCUUCACGUGUUAAAGGCAGGGAUGGUGUUGAAAAUCAAUCAUGAGUUGAUGUGUGUGUUACAAAGAAGAGUGGUUUUGAUGUUGGAGCAGUGUUGUGUUCAGGAUCUUUUGGUUAAAAAUUAUGGAGAUGAAAGUUCUUUGUAUGAUGUUGAUGUUGUUGUUAAAGUGUUACAAUCUUAUGUUUGUGGGACGUCAAGUAAUUCUGCAGCUAAAGUUCACAGUGUUGGAAGGUUGGUGGAUGGUUAUCUAUCACAAGUUGCGAGGGAUCGGAAGCUCAAAGUGGAAGGAUUCAAAUUGCUUGUUGAAGCAUUGCCACAAAAUGCUAGAGAAUGUGAUGACAAUCUCUAUAGUGCCAUUGACAUGUACCUUAAGGCGCAUCCCUAUUUGACAGAAGAAGAUAGAGAAAAUGUGUGUAGUGUAUUGGAAUACCAUAGAUUGUCACAAGAAGCGCGUAAACAUGUGAUGAAGAAUGAUAGGCUGCCUAUGAAACUAUCAACACAAUUUGUCCUUCUAGAGCAAGUGAACACGUCGUGGACAAUGGCGAGUAAUGGAUUUAAUUACCAAAGGAAAACUCAAACAAACAUCAGGAUAAGCAAAGAUAUUGAAAAAAGACAGAUGAGUCAAGAGAUAAAAGUGAUGAGAAAAGAUGUUGAAAUGAUGAAGUCGCAACUCGUGAAUCUAAAUACUUGCAAAAUGAAGCUCCAAAAGAAAAUGAAGAUAUGCACUAGUUGAACAAGAGAUAGAUUAUCAUGUACAAGCACUUUAGCUGAACAUGAUGAUUUUUCUUUAUUCUCUGAUAGCCUAUAUUCUUGUGCCUCAUAAGAAAUUUGACCACUAUUUAUCAACUUCAUGUUGAAACUGGUUAGAUCAAAAUGCAAACCAGUAUAGCUUGUCCGUAUUCCAUGAAUGUUGAAGAGAAAUGAUAACGAUUACUCUUUUGGUCUAGCUAGUAUUUCUCUAAUGUCAAAUUACAACAAUAUACAUUAUUGUAUUCUAAUUCAUUAGAAAAACACUAAAAAUGGUACAAAGAAUGCUAGAAACAGUGUGGUAAACCUAAAGUUCGAGGACUAGGGAACCUCCAAAGAAAAGGGAAGGAGAU